Molecule: messenger RNA, 966 nt
Organism: Diaporthe amygdali
Lineage: Eukaryota; Fungi; Ascomycota; Sordariomycetes; Diaporthales; Diaporthaceae
Product: phosphotransferase enzyme family protein
Exons: 2
Coding region: 1-966 (321 amino acids)
Source: RefSeq, a predicted model, not a curated record
AUGGCGCCAACCGUGGAUUCCGCCAUCCUCGCCGCCCUCGGCCUCGACCCCGACAACACAAAGCAAGCAUCGCACGGCGGUUCCGGCUUCUCAUCAACAUUCAAACUCUCGGGCACCAAGGACGGGAAGGAUGUGAACUACUUCGUCAAGACAGGGACAGGCAAGGACGCUAAGGUCAUGUUCGCAGGAGAACACGAGUCCCUGAACGCGAUUCACAAUGCCGUCCCGAACUUCUGCCCCAAGUCCCAUGCCAACGGCGAGCUGCAAGACUCGCCCGGGAAGUUCUUCCUCGCGACUGACUUCCUAGACCUUCGAGGGUCUGGCCCCCAGGGUUCUGGCCUGUCCCUGGCGGAGAAGCUGGCCAAGCUGCACACCACAGAGGCGCCCAUACCGGAGGGCUAUGACAAGCCUAUGUUCGGGUUCCCGGUUCCGACCUGCUGCGGUUCCACAGAGCAGGACAACUCAUGGAAGGAGUCAUGGGCAGAGUUCUACGCGGACAACCGCCUGCGGACCAUCGGGAGCCAGUGCGUCAAGUCCAACGGGAAGGACGGUGAAUUCGAGAAGGCCGUGGAAACUGUCGCUGCAAAGGUUGUCCCAAGACUGAUUGGGGACGAUAGGGUGAAGGAAAUCAAGCCAGUGGUGAUCCACGGCGAUCUAUGGAGUGGAAACCAUAGCCGGGGUGUCAUCGCGGGUCAGGGAGGGACUGAGGAGGUUGUCUAUGAUCCUUCAUCUGUCUACGGGCACUCAGAAUACGAGCUCGGGGUCAUGCGCAUGUUUGGAGGGUUCAGCGGCUUCUGGAAGGAGUACGAGAAGUUGGUUCCCAAGGCAGAGCCUAAAGAGGAGUGGGAAGAUCGGGUUGCGCUCUACGAGUUAUACCACCACCUCAACCACUUUGCCAUUUUUGGUGGCGGGUACAGAGGCGGAGCCAUGUCAAUCAUGAAGAAGCUCAUCUCGAAGUAUGGCUAG